Messenger RNA from Plasmodium coatneyi, 3918 nucleotides. Its product is annotated as SICA antigen. The transcript is spliced from 7 exons. The record is from RefSeq and is a predicted model, not a curated record. Bases 1 to 3918 code for a protein of 1305 amino acids. Lineage: Eukaryota; Apicomplexa; Aconoidasida; Haemosporida; Plasmodiidae.
AUGAAUAAUGAUGGUAGUGAUGGACUUGCCGGAAAACUAUGCCAAACAAUGAAGGAGUACAGCCAAAAGAUAAAUACGGAGGACGAGAAAGAAGUAUGUGAGUUCAUUGUGAAGAACUUGCUAAAAAUAAGAGGAAGUGGGGGCAAAGAAUGUGGAAAAGGAACUGCUAAUGAUCUAAUCGAGGAUUAUGUGUAUUGCGCAAUAAUGAACUUAUGGUCCACCAUGUACCUCCGUGAACAUUGCAAUAAGAAGAAUGUUAUACACACUAUAUUUGAUGAAAUGAAGAGUAUGGGCGCAGAACUUAAGGGGCACAGUACAUGUAAUGUGUGCGAAUAUAAGGAGUUAAAGGCUAUGAAAAUAAUGGAUGGUAAGCGCGAUGUGCUAACAGAUAUUUUUGGAGCUAUAAAAGGGAACACGCCUAUUAUGCAAUUAAUAAAUAAAAAACCAACACAGGAGAAAGAUUGUAAGGGACAAAAGAAUGAUGCAUCAGAAUUAGUAGCAACUCUUAUGAAAAAUAGUGUUACAAUGACAACAGGUCCAUCAGCAACAACAACAAAACGGAAUGACCAACAACAGUCACAACAAAGCAGUGCAGAUAGUGGAACAAACAGUGCAGCUAGCAGAGGCUCUGGAAGUGGGACAGACCUUGUAUAUACUCUCAAAAGCAACACAAUAACAGUAGAGUCUGUUCCAAGUAAAGGGUCAAUCGGACAUGGUGAUGUGGUAGUUCUGACAUUCAAGGGAAGAAAACCUCCUGCGGACAGUGGGAUCGUAUCCGGUAGUACUGAUCCAUGCAAAUCCUUUAAUAAAAUAAAACAGAAAUGGUUUAAAAACAGAGGUCGCAAUGAAAAGAAUGUGGCGAAGGACGUCAAUGGACCGGGUGGAUAUUGGGAUGAUGUUAAAAAGAGAUUGGACGAACUGUCUGGGGCUAUGACCAUGAACGGAAGAACUGAUAGUAACCUGUGUAGUACCAUGAACGGGGAAAAUAAACAAGCAUGUAAUCUUAUUCUUAGUGGAUUAAAACAUAUAUAUGGAAUUACAAAGGGGACUGACGGGACGCCACGAAUGAAGGAGGACAACCUCAUAUUCCAUCGAACUAUGGGAUGCGUCCUCCUAAACGCCUAUGCAAAUGAAUUAAUCGAGAUGGCGAAACUAAACACGCCCACUUGUGAUGUAAAAGGUGGUAUAAAACACGCCUUCAGUAAGAGUGCAGAUGUUAAGAAGGAUGUAUCUUCAUGUAAGGAUGAUGAUAACUGUGCUGUUUGUAACAGGGAAAGUUAUGAUAAAUGUGUAGUGGGCGACCAGAAUGUUAAGACUAAAGUGGAUGAAUUGCUCAAGCACAAGAAGGACGAAAUACAAAAAACUCUGGAUUCCAUAUGUCCAUCACCACCUGUUCCACCCAUCAACCCCAAAACCCAAUUAACAAGUACGAAUGAUUGUAAGGAUGAAACUGAUUGCUUAAAUAAAAAGGUCGAAAAAGUAUUCCAAAACCGAUGGAAUGCAAAUAACGACCAAGUGUAUGGUCUAUUUCAAGAAUUCAACAGGGAACUACGUGAAGACGACGAGAAAGAUGGUUUCACAUCUGUGUGUGAUCAGAUCGUAGAAAAUCAGGGCGUCGACGGGAAUAACUUACCCAAAUGUUUUUGUAAGUUUCUUAUAAGGAAUUUGGUUAAAGUAACAAACAACAGGAGCACAUACAACUAUAAAGACAAAACGUGGAACGUGCACGACUUGAAAAAUAAUACACCAUGUCAUCUAUUAAACUUAUGGUUAUUAUUGUACGGAAUGAAAUAUAGCCUGCAAGAAAAGGAUGUUUUAUAUGCAUUCAAAGCAAUAUCUAAUUUAAGCGUACUAAAUGUAAAGGGGCAAUAUGAGAAUUGUGUAUAUACUGGAAAAUUUGAAGUUCAGCAAGAGUACGGAGGUGCUACUUUAGGGGACAUUUAUAAAUGGUUCAUGAAUCAGGACAUUACAACCAAAAUGGGGGCAAUAAAGGACGAGUCUGCAUGCAAUAGAAGGAGCAGGUCGGAUGACCAGAGUAGUGAAGAUCCAAAGAAGAAAGUAGAAGAAAUAAGUGCAAGUUUGAAAACCAAAGCAAAGGACGUUGCUGAAGAAAUAAAGAAAGGGAUUCCCAUAGUUGCAGCAGUUGACAAGGAAGUAAAACCUCCUAGUCCCGGUAAGCCUCCACCCUCCACCCCAUCCGUUGGAUCGGGUGAAUCAGGGUGCUCGGGGAAGGAGAGUAUAGGAUUCCAGGAUGGGGAAGCAGAACUUUGGAGAGAGCUGUUCACAAAGUUCAAUAAUGUCCCGACUGAAGAAGAUAUGGGGAAGGAAGAAUGGGAGAAGUAUGAAAGUUUAAAGAGUGUAUGUGAAGUGCACGCACAAACAGAAAAGGAAAUGGGAAAGGAAGAGAAGGAAUUUUGCGAAGUCAUAAUAAAGAACCUAAUGAUAGUUAAUAAAAACUUAAGAGAAAAGGGGAAGAAUAGUAAUACUAUCAGGGGGAAUAUAAAGCCAAUUGGGGAAUGUGACCUUCUCCAUAUAUGGCUCUUAUACGUUGGUCGGGAAUGUAGAACAAUGGAAGAAGUAAAGUAUGCAUUUGAUGCAGUGAAAGGUGUAGGAGAAAACUUCUGGAAGGACAAUGUAGAUACGGAGUGCACAUAUGGACGUAUGAAUAAUCUUCACAGGGAGGGGGAGGACAUGUUGAAUAGAAUUCAUACAUGGUUCAUACGGGGUUGCGGUAACGAAACCUUGAAGCAUACGCAUAAAAUGAAUUGGUGCAGAGUGGACGAAAGGAAAUAUAGGACACCGGGUUUAAUUCCAAAAGGGUCUAAUAAAAUGGAUGAAAAAGAUAAGGAAAAGGCGAAAGAAUUUAUUGAGAAGUUGGAAGAAUUAAGGAAGAAGGAGGAAAAUAAAAUAAACGAAGUGAAAAAAAUAAUGCAGGAGAUAGAUAAAAAUUUAAUGAAGAAAUUUGAAGAAUCAAAGGCAAAGGCAGCAGGACAACUAACUCCAUCCCCUCCUCCACCUCCCCCCGCACCAGCUGCUCCAGGUCCCCAGGCACCUGCUCCAAAGACUGGAACUGGCGAAGCUAGUGGUACUCCAAACCCUAGUGGUCCGGACACGCAUACCCCACCCACCUCCACUUCCCCUGGAGCUGAACCCUCAGAACCUGGUGCCCCAGGUCCUGGUCCUGCUGCUGCGGGUGGUGAGAAGGUUACUGGCAAGGCUACUACUGAACUCAAUAAUGGUAAUAUUUCUGGACAGGUGCCACAACCUCCACAGAAUCCAUCGUCCACAUCAGAAGCUGCAGUUGUACCAGCUGUGGGUCCUGUUUUAGGUGGAGGUGGAACUAACGUUAAAACUCCUCAAGCUGCACCGAAGGCUGUCCCACUUGUUAACAAGAAAAGGACCGACCCUUCCGACCUUCUUGCUUACCUUCCUACCAUUCCUGUGUUCCUUGGUAUGUCUGCUAUGACCUACUUCCUUUGGAAGUAUUUUGCAUUGCCUGGUAAAAGAAGACGUUACAAAAGAGCUCAUCAAGUAUCUGGUCCUCCUCCUUUAGGAGAACAACCUCUCGCUCAUGUGGACGACCAGGCAGAUGAUCCACAUGGAUAUACCUUAGUAAAGGAACGAAAACCUCGUUCUACGCCUAUAAAAAGGAGGAAAAAACGUUCUGGUCGUCGUCGUGCUGUAGGUCGCCGCACGAUUAUUGAUAUUCAUUUAGAAGUCUUAGACGAGUGUCAAAAGGGGGACACAAACAUAACAAAACAGGACUUUUUUGAAAUUUUGGUUCGAGAGUUUAUGGGAUGUGAGUUCAUAAAAGAAGAAAAUGUUCCUAAGGAAUACUUUCUUUCUAAGGAAGAUGUUCCUAAGGAACAGGAUCCAAGUUCCGAUUCCGGGUUUAGGGAGGAAAGACUUUGUUCCUAA